ACAUUGUUUCCGAUACUUUUCCUCUUUUAAUUGAGCAUGCGCAGAUUGCGCACCAGCCUUCACUCCGAAGCAGCAGAAAUUCUCAAUCAGUGAAAUUUUGAUAUGAUAUGCUGCUAAUGGACACUUAUAGUGAUCUCUGUCAAUCGUUCGGGUAAUAUUGUGCGCUUACUCCUUUUUCUCUAAAUGAUUGGAUGUAAAGAUGUGAAACAUACGCACACUGUAUGAUAAGUCGAUUGUUUUAACCAUGCCUGAUUCAGAUAAGUUCUAGCAGUUAUUGGAGAACGUAACGUGAAAACUGCUGUAGUUAUGAUGAUGACUUACAUAAGCUCUCCAUACCUAGUGUGCCCCUCUGGGUGGGGCCGUUGCUGCACGCGGCCUCCAGGCUGAAGACCGACCGGCUGAAACGAAGAAAAGUUUACCGUUUAAUCCAGCGUCAUUUACUGAACAACAGAGUCGGCUGCAGCACUUGUGACAAACCCACAUAUGUGUACCCAACUGAGCUCAAAGAGAUGGUCCGAUCUGCCUUUCCAAAGGAUAUCCGUGACUAUGACGACCCCUGUCACCAAAAUGUUGUUGCCCUCACAAUGGAAGACUUUAAAAUUAUGGAGUCCUCUAGUUCUGGGACGGAUUUACCAAUUAAACUGCAGUUGCAGUAGCCUAAAUCUAAGUGUUCAGAAUUGUAGGCUGUGUGUUAUGUCCAUAAAAUAAUGUAAGUUGUGAUAAUGUACGAUGUUUAAAGUAGACUAACUUUAUAUAGGCGUAUAUAAAAUAGUUAGGUUUCCUUAAAUAUAGGCUAUACAGGCUUUUGUAAUAUUUGUUCUAUACAUUGUUUAAUGUUAAAUGGCUAUCCUCAUUUAUAAUGUGUGAGUUUGCGUUUCACUGCAAAACCUAUCCUUUGCGUAACUGACGGUAAUGUACUGCAUAAAAAUGUAAAGUGCAUAAAAUAGUACUUAUCUUAAACUUUUGUUCUAGUAUUAUUUGAUUAGAGUUUAAUGUUGUUAGAAGUGCAUGACUGUGACAGUCCAGCACUGAAUAGCUAAUUGGCCCGCUGGACACCAUGACAACGAACACACAACCCGCGAACACUUCGAGUUAAUUCUAUUAGCCUACUGACUGUUUAACACAAGGCACACACACAAUUCGAGAAAAUGCCUCCAGAAGGGAAAUCUGACAUGGAGCGGAUUGGCAUCUUUAAAGAGUUGGGAUACAUCUCAAUAGGGGACAAGUAUACCUCUUUUUUUAACCGCCCAUUUAAUGACUCCGCAUACAAGAACAAACAGAUGCUACCAGGAGGAGUUAAAUCAAAGUCCGCACUUCAGACUGGAUACUUCGACGCACAGUAUAAGAGGAUCUUUGAGAGAGAGGCGCUCGCAGACCCUGUCAAAAUGGCCAGACAAUACAAAAUACAACAGGCCAAAAAGAACAUAGGCAAAGCCUUUCUUCCCAGCAACGGAGAAAAAAAAACAUGUGGGGUGGGCAGCUAUUAUGGGACAAUUGGGGGUCCCAUUCAAGCAAUGAGUGCCCUACAGAUUCCAAGGAAACAAAAAAAAGCAGCUGGGAAAAACUUCUACACCAAUCCACCCAAGAAGGGAAAUUCUGGCUAUCCUGACAUCACUCUCUCCAAGAUGGUGUCCUAUUCCUCAGACCCCUAUGAUCGAGCCAAGGAAAUGCUAAAGCGUGAGAUCAUGUCACACAAAUCCAUGCUGAAAGGGGGAGCGUUUCGUUUGAACCUUCAUCCAAAUGAAUGCUUUGACAGCAAUCCUUUCAAAUUUGACAAACCUCUACCACCUCCAAAGAAGACUGAUGGGAAAAAGCACUUCAUGGUGCCCUUCAAACCAAGUUCACCCAGUAAAAAGAAUGGAGGCAUGAAAGCUGGAACAUUUGACUCCUACCCCAGCUACUCUGCAGAACCCUAUGGCAGCAAAAAGACUAAAUCAGCGAUGACGAAUAAGGAAGGAAAGAUAUUUCACCCCUCCCCUGGACCAAAGAGUACACCUGUCAAGAGCAUCAUCAGCCUCAAUGUCAAUAAGGCUGUGAACGCCACAAACUACAAUCAAAUCCCCUCAGUUAUGGCAUAUUGAGAACUUGUCAUGUCUUCAGGUGAAUCAAUGAACAUGUUCCUUUAGAUGAAAUUGGAAUUGAAAAAAAGCUGAAUUGUAUUUACAUCAUUCUCUUAAUUGAUCAAAAUGGACGCAUUCUCAUUUAGCUCAUUAUAAUUACUAUCCCAGGAUAAACACUUGGUUCAUAGCAUCUAACAAUGUUUACUUGUACAAGUCAAGUUUAAAUCAUGCGCAUGAUUUGUCAGUGAUACACUAAGCCACUUGUCUAAGAUCACUUGACUUAUUAAACAUUAAAUAUAUUUAUGUAUUUUGUUUUUAACCAGCAUUUAAUUCAGCAAGUUCUUAAAGUUGACACAUUUCUCCAUUCACAUUCAGAAUUAGUUUUUUUAUUGAAUAUGUUUUAGUCGCACAAUUUACAGUGUGAUAUAAUAAACCUUCAGUCUUAUUAGUUUUUAAAGGUGAUCAUCAAAGAUAACUGAGGAAAUUACAGAAUUAUCAUUUGUUAGUGAACCGUGCCUUUAAAGGAGUAGU
Pimephales promelas (fathead minnow) is the source of this 2591-nucleotide messenger RNA. RefSeq names its product cilia and flagella associated protein 96 (gene cfap96). Lineage: Eukaryota; Metazoa; Chordata; Actinopteri; Cypriniformes; Leuciscidae. The record is from RefSeq and is a predicted model, not a curated record. Gene Ontology annotation, cellular component: cytoplasmic microtubule; centrosome.